Messenger RNA from Teleopsis dalmanni, 1130 nucleotides. RefSeq names its product putative nudix hydrolase 6. Lineage: Eukaryota; Metazoa; Arthropoda; Insecta; Diptera; Diopsidae. The transcript has 5 exons. The record is from RefSeq and is a predicted model, not a curated record. Gene Ontology annotation, molecular function: ADP-ribose diphosphatase activity. The coding region runs from base 1 to 984 and encodes 327 amino acids.
AUGACUGUCAAAACAAAAACUUUAAUUCGCUCGGGCAAAAGAAUUCGCUGCACAACUGAUUAUUCAUCAUUUAUUUGUUUACAAACUGUUGCAAUCAUAAAUAUCGUUUACUAUAAAUUUCUUAUUUUAUUUUUAUUACAAAUAUUUCAUACAAUGUUGAAGCCGGGGGUUUUUAAACAUAUAAAUUGUCGCAACAAUAUUUAUCCAAAAAGCAAUGUGCAACGUACCAGGGUACCCGAUGACUUGAUUGAUUGGUCGAAGUCUUUUCCAGAUUAUGACGCAGUAAAUUAUACUGCACCUCAUAUUGAUAAACAGAGCUGGGCUGAUCCAAAUAUAAGUAAUAGUAGCAUUAAGCUUUUGUGGAAUCAAUUAGAUGGAAAUAUUAAUCGUGUAUCACAUCAUGGCAAAUAUACAGUAACAAAUAAUGUACCGCUUAAUCCAUUUGGCAGAACCGGCUUACAAGGUCGUGGUCUAUUAGGUCGUUGGGGUCCAAAUCAUGCUGCAGACCCAAUCGUUACACGUUGGAAAAGAGAUGAUGCAGGAACUAAAGUAAUUGACGCUGCAAGCCAAAAUUAUGUAUUACAAAUGGUUGCCAUACAAAGGCACGAUAAUAAAAUGUGGGCCAUACCGGGUGGCAUGGUAGAUCCUGGUGAAAAAGUAAGCACAACUUUAAAAAGAGAAUUUAUGGAAGAAGCGCUGGAUAGUUUUGAAUGUAAAACAAUGAUUGAAAAUUUUUUUGAACAAGGCUUUGAGAUUUAUACAGGAUACGUAGAUGAUUUUCGUAAUACAGAUAAUGCUUGGAUGGAGACAGUCGCUUAUAAUUUUCAUGAUGAUGAUGGUACACAAGUUGGUAAACUUCAACUUUCAGCGGGUGAUGAUGCAGCUAAUGUUAAGUGGAUGGACAUUAACAAAAGUAUUAAAUUACACGCAAAUCAUAUUGAUAUUGUGGAGCAAGUUGUCAAACGUUUAAACGCAUUUUGGUAGUUUUAAUAAGAUAUUUAUUCGAUUUUUUAGGCUCAUUUUCAGUUUGCCCUCCGCUUUUUAUAUUGUUAAUUUUUUAUGAUCAAAUUAAACUUUUAAACACAUAAUUGAACAAUUUAUUUCAACAGUUAGUAUAACCUCAGAGUAUA